Messenger RNA from Quercus lobata, 1674 nucleotides. RefSeq lists its product as uncharacterized. NCBI's taxonomy places the organism in Eukaryota, Viridiplantae, Streptophyta, Magnoliopsida, Fagales, Fagaceae. The record is from RefSeq and is a predicted model, not a curated record. The transcript is spliced from 4 exons. Bases 654 to 1589 code for a protein of 311 amino acids.
GCUUUUAGGUCAAAGGACCAAUGGGGUGACGAUUCUAAUGUAUGGGCGUGACGGGUAUUUUGAUGACGGAGUGGGAUUCGCGAAACAGAAGGUUGAAAAUGUUUGACGGAUCCAACCGUCAGAUAGGACGACGGUUUCAUAUGGAUUUAACCGUCAGACAUGAUGACGGGUAUCUUGCCAUUUCAGACGGUUUAAUCGAGUCGACGGUUACAAACUGCUGAUGCGAGCAGACAGGUUGUCAGCAUUUAUUAGCAUGCCACGUGUCAAUCUCUGAAUGGCCGUUGUAUAGGAUCGAAGCGUCGCUUCGUCUUCCGUGCAUCUCCUAUAUAUAUGAGGCGUCUCAAUCUCUCAUUUUCGCAUUUCCAAACAGAAAACGUCUGUCGGAGAGAACCGUCAACCUUGUCAGAGCAAUCCGUCGAGUACCGGUAACCACCAAUUACCACAACCGUCACCCGUUCUGCGCCAGGUGUGGUAGACAGCGUCCGCAGAUUAGCCUCGAGGAAUUUAGUUUCCUUGAAGAGAUUUGCAGAAAAACUAGGCCGGAGGAAAGGACCUGGGCUAAGUUAGUGAAUCCAAAGACAAUACACUGGUAUUGUGACGGUCCAGAACCCACCCGUGAGGCCAUUGCAUACGACGAAAGAAUACACAAACAAAUGGACGACGCCAAGAGAAGGGCAAUGAUAAAAUCUCUAGCCGUCGAGCAAAAGAAGACGGGUGAGAUCGUUGUUCCCAGUGUGCCGGGGUCAUCGGGUAAGAGGAAGCAGCCACCCAAGUCCGACCGUCCACUCAAGCAGCCAAAGGUGUCAAUGGAGCCCGUGGUGGGCUUGAUGGCUGAGGGCCCUAAGGCCGUCACCCAAGUUAAACAAGGGGCCGGUAAGGGCCUAAUGCAUGCUCCACCCGUCAGCGAGGAGAAGCCCCCUCCCCUUCUCCGUGAGGACUCGAAGUUCGCUUUGGAGAAACUUACGUCCAUACUUUCUGCAGAGGACUAUGAGGAUCUUGGGAAUCACUCGACGGAGGUGAUGGGGGAGACGGGGUUAUUUGCCGUCGGACAGUCCUUGGUUAUGAUGAAGGGCUUGAUGGACCGCUGCCUCAACCGUGAAGCGGCUCUGGAACGGGUACGGUCAAAACUUGGGCAGACGGAAGAGGAGCUUGGCCAGCUGCACAAGUGGAAGGCCACGAUGGAGCAGAAGUUUGAACUCUCUGAGAAGACGAGAGAAGAACUUGAACAGAGGACGGAGGAGGCUGGGAAGGCCUUGAAGGUUAGAGCAGACGAGGUGAAGGAUCUGAAGAAAAAACUCCGUCAUGCAAGGGAUGACGCCGUCAGCGAAUAUCGCAACUCCGAGUCUUUGUUGAAGGAGCUGGCAGGAUCGUUCCUUCAAGGCUUCGACGAUUCGCUCCGUCAGGUGAAGAAGGCCUACCCAGAUCUGGACUUGUCCAUGAUAACACUAACUGAUCAAGGUCAGACGUCUGCUCUACCCGCCGCCUCCGAAAAUACGGAGGAUCUCUUUGGAGAAGAGGCAGCUCAGGGUGACGGAGAGUCCGCUAUGCCGAAUGAGGUCGCUGUUGUCGACCCCAAUAAAGCAGAGUGAACCAUAUAAUUGUUGAUGAGGAUCCGUCUCCCUUUUUAUGUAUUGUUAAUAACUUGUAGACGGUUUCGUUGAAGUUUCAUUUGUA